Mus caroli (Ryukyu mouse) is the source of this 921-nucleotide messenger RNA. Its product is annotated as olfactory receptor 1F1-like. NCBI's taxonomy places the organism in Eukaryota, Metazoa, Chordata, Mammalia, Rodentia, Muridae. The record is from RefSeq and is a predicted model, not a curated record. Gene Ontology annotation, cellular component: membrane. Gene Ontology annotation, molecular function: olfactory receptor activity; G protein-coupled receptor activity. Gene Ontology annotation, biological process: G protein-coupled receptor signaling pathway.
AUGGAUGGUCCCAAUCAGACAGCUACAGAAUUUGUCCUCCUGGGAUUCUCUGGAAAAUCAGGGCAAGAAGAGAUUGUCUUUGGAAUGUUCUUGGGCAUGAACAUGGUCACCAUCUCUGGGAACCUUCUCAUCAUCUUGGCCAUCAGCUGUGACCCUCAUCUCCACACACCCAUGUACUUCUUCUUGGCCAACCUCUCCAGUGUUGACAUCUGCUUUUCCUCAGUCACUGUCCCCAAGGCUCUGGUGAACCACGUGUUGAGAAGCAAGUCCAUCUCUUACGCAGAGUAUAUGGCCCAGAUCUAUUUCUUCAUCACANUNAUCAACAUGGAUGGNUUCCUCCUGAGUGUGAUGGCCUAUGACCNCUAUGUGGCCAUCUGUCACCCUCUCCACUACACCAUGAUGAUGAGGCCCAGACUCUGUGUCCUCCUGGUGGCCAUAUCAUGGGCCAUCACAAACCUGCAUGCUCUCUUGCAUACUCUCCUCAUGGUUCGACUCACCUUCUGUUCCCACAAUGCAGUGCACCACUUCUUCUUCGACCCUUAUCUUGUCCUGAAGCUCUCUUGUUCUGACACUUUUAUAAAUGAUGUUGCAGCCUUCACUGAGGGUCCCUUGAUAUUCCUGACCCCACUUAUAUCCAUUGUUCUUUCUUAUGCCUACAUCUAUGCUAAGGUCUUGAAGAUGCCCUCUGCUCACAGGAUAAGGAAAGCCCUAUCCACAUGUGGGUUUCAUCUCACUGUAGUAUGCCUCUUCUAUGGGGUGAUCCUGGUGGCUUAUAAGCAUCCUUCUUCCUCCUACUCACUGCAGGAUGCAGUGGCCUCUAUCAUCUUCAAAGUGGUGACACCCAUGGCCAACACUUUCAUCUACAGCAUGAGGAAUCAUGACAUCAAAGGAGCCCUAAAGAGAAUAAUUCUCAGAACCUAG